CCGGGAAUAUUUUCACGAAGAGAAAACAAAAAAAAGUUUCUAAAGAAAUAUUGUAAUAAAAUUAUAACAUACUUACGAGAAAUGUGCUGAAUUUGUACAUAAAAAUGGAUUUAAUGGAUAACAAGUAUGAACCUGUGGAUGAAAGUUCCGAGGAGAAUGGAGAAGAAAACGUGGGUUUAGUUUUGGAAGAAUCAGAGUUCAUAGGCUGCGAUGCAGAUGAUGAAGCAACAGCUGAGGAGGGUCUUCAUUAUCAAUAUGAACAAAAGAUUUUUGGCAGUGAUAGGGCUGGAGAAACGGUAGCUUAUCAAUUACUUCAUAUUGACGAGGGCGAUUCAAGGGAAAUGGAACUAGGGCUUCCCAAUUCUGUGAAGCAACCUGUGCAGCUCUUGGCCUCGCCCGUUAAUGGUCAAUAUUACGUGAUCAGCAACGAAACUGACCCUUUUGCAACCCAAACUCUUAAAUCUUUCACUCCUCGUGUUUCUCAACUUCAAGUUAACAAUAAGUCCUCCAAUUCCUCGAGUGAACCUAUUCCGAAAAAGAGGGACGACAAAAGAAGAGAAACGCACAAUGAAGUGGAGCGACGACGAAGAGAUAAAAUUAACACCUGGAUUACAGUUUUGGGAAAACUUUUGCCGGAAUAUAAAGUUAGCACAAUUGAUGGAGGGGAGAGCAAACAGAAUUUUGAAUCUCAGAGCAAAGGAGGAAUUUUAUCUCGAGCAUGUGAUUAUAUACUAGAGUUAAAAGAGACAAACAAGACUCUUGACCGCUGUUCCGAGGAAAAUAAGGAAUUAAUGCAAGAAUUGAAAAACCUGAGACAACUCGUCAGUCACUUAAAAAAGCAGAACGCUCAGUUAAAAAUGCAAAUCUCAGAUGGUACUUAAUACUUGAAAUUUGGCGACUGCCUUCGAGUAUUAAAUUUUAAAUCCAUAUCUCAAUUAUGGUACUUUUUUCAUGUUUAUGAGUACUUUUUCAAGUACGUUACCGUGUUGACUAGAAAUAAAUGUAUUUUAUGAUA
Belonocnema kinseyi is the source of this 1015-nucleotide messenger RNA. Its product is annotated as upstream stimulatory factor 1-like. NCBI's taxonomy places the organism in Eukaryota, Metazoa, Arthropoda, Insecta, Hymenoptera, Cynipidae. The transcript has 4 exons. The record is from RefSeq and is a predicted model, not a curated record. Gene Ontology annotation, molecular function: RNA polymerase II cis-regulatory region sequence-specific DNA binding; DNA-binding transcription factor activity, RNA polymerase II-specific; protein dimerization activity. Gene Ontology annotation, biological process: regulation of transcription by RNA polymerase II. The coding region runs from base 105 to 881 and encodes 258 amino acids.